Molecule: messenger RNA, 1463 nt
Organism: Drosophila biarmipes
Lineage: Eukaryota; Metazoa; Arthropoda; Insecta; Diptera; Drosophilidae
Gene: Ppm1
Product: probable protein phosphatase 2C T23F11.1
Exons: 2
Coding region: 191-1252 (353 amino acids)
Biological process (GO): protein dephosphorylation
Molecular function (GO): protein serine/threonine phosphatase activity; cation binding
Source: RefSeq, a predicted model, not a curated record
CAUCAAUCAAAGCAAAGAGGGCCCUGCCCAUUCAGUCGUCUAAAUUCCAAACACCGUUUGGGCGAUCCCAGACAAAUAGACUUACUUACUCCUGCAACUAAGGAUUAACCAGCAGAAGAGGACUUCAAGCCAAGCCGAGCCCAGCAGAGACCGAGGGACAAAGCGACCGAUUUAGAGACCCAGAUUCAUUAUGGGCCAGACGCUGUCGGAGCCGGUGACCACGAAGGACUCGGCCUGCUGUGGGAAUGCUGCGUACCGCGUGGGGUCCAGUUGCAUGCAGGGAUGGCGCGUGGAGAUGGAGGAUGCCCACACCCACAUUCUGGCCCUGCCGGAGGAUCCGCAGGCGGCCUUCUUCGCCGUCUACGAUGGCCAUGGUGGAGCGGCGGUGGCCAAGUUCGCGGGCAAGCACCUGCACAAGUUCGUGACCAAGAGGCCCGAGUACAGGGACAACGGCGUGGAGAUGGCCUUAAAGAGGGCCUUCCUCGACUUCGACCGCGAGAUGCUGCACAACGGGUCCUUUGGGGAGCAAAGCGCAGGAUCCACGGCCGUGGUGGUGCUCAUCCGCGAGCGGCGCCUGUACUGCGCCAAUGCUGGCGACUCGCGGGCCAUAGCCUGCGUUUCCGGCAUGGUUCAGGCCCUGUCCGUGGACCACAAGCCCAACGAUGAGGCGGAGACCAAGCGCAUUCUGGCCGGCGGCGGUUGGGUGGAGUUCAACCGGGUCAACGGCAACCUGGCCCUCUCCCGCGCCCUCGGCGACUUCAUCUACAAGAAGAACUCGCAGAAGGGUCCCGAGGAUCAGAUCGUGACGGCCAAUCCGGACGUGGAGGUCCGUGACAUCACCGACGACUGGGAGUUCGUGCUCCUUGCCUGCGACGGCAUUUGGGAUGUGAUGACCAGCUCUGAGGUCUGUCAGUUUGUGCGCAGGCGCAUUGGCGACGGCCUCGAACCGGAGGCCAUCUGCGAGGAGCUGAUGAACAACUGCCUGGCUCCGGACGGCCACACGAGCGGCCUGGGAGGCGACAAUAUGACCGUGAUCCUGGUGUGCCUGCUGCACAACCAGAGCUACGAGGAUCUGGUGGUGCGCUGCGGGGGCAAGCGGAAGACCCCCGUGGAGACCGUGGGCGACAUCAAGGAGCAGCCGGUCCUGAAGGUGGUCACUCCCUUUUCCCAGGGAUCUCCGGGCACCUCCGCCUCGCGACUGGGCCUGGGCUUCGGCCUUCGCGAAAGCGAAUCCCCGAAGAAGAAAUCCUAACCGCACCGCAUCUGUUUUGUUUUUCUGUUCUGCGUUUUCCGUUCCUCGUUGUUUGGCCCUCGCAAUUAAUCGCUUGCUUCGGGCCAUCGUACUAGUGAUCCUCACACUGAUGGCACCACAAAAUUUACAGUCGGAUAUGUUGUUUUCGAAUCUUUUCCACCGCUUUGGCAUCUAAAAUGUAUUGUUAUGUUCCAAUAAAAAAACACCCAUA